This is a messenger RNA of Parascedosporium putredinis, 2358 nucleotides long. The record is from the annotation of a GenBank genome assembly. Lineage: Eukaryota; Fungi; Ascomycota; Sordariomycetes; Microascales; Microascaceae.
AUGAUCCGCGCCUUCGAUGGCGACCAGUACUCGCAACGGUUCUACCGCGCACGCCCAUCCACUUUACCUCUGUACUCGACCUCGCCACGAGAAAGCACUCCUUCCAACUCAGUAUCUACUCCGAAAGCGAACGAUAGCCGCAACCGAGCUGCCCCCAGCCUCCGAGACUCUCCGUAUGGCGGCGCUGACCACUGGUCCGAAUCCCCGACUUCCAAAACUUGGACGAGCCCCGUUGGCGAGACCGGCUAUUGCCCCCGAGUUCUCAUCUUUAGCCUACAGGACAGCUCCUCCGAUCUCCCUCUCGUGUCGAUUAGCGAACACACUUUUGGGGUACGGUCCGUGGCCUGGUCUCAGGAUGGCCGCUUCCUCGCCUCCUUGGGCGCCGCAAAUGACGGCUUUCUCUACAUCUGGAGGAUAGAUCCUCGGACCGGUGCGGCGAAGCUCUCUCAGCAGAAUAGGUGCACCUCUUUUUGCAAGGGUAUGGUGUGGAUGGGCAAUUAUCUAGUAACUUUCGGCGUCCGUCACGUCAAGGCGUGGAAAGUGGAGGAUGUGCCCAACAUUUCACCCGUCAAAUCCAAGUUUGGCCCCGAGCUUAAUGCCACUCCCCAAACCCAGCCCAGGGCCCUCUCUGGCCGCAAUAUCCUCUUGGGAUCUCUGAUAGACUGCACCUUUACCUGUGCCGCCGUCGUGGAUGAUGGCCGGGCCAUCCUCUGCACCGACACGGGUGACGUGUGCGUCUUGGAAGACGAUGGUAAGCAGAUGAAGCUUCAAAAGGCCCUUCGUCUUGGCUUUUCUGCUACCUCAAUCACGUUGCGAGAUCUCACCGCCUAUGUCGGGGGCAAGGCGGACCGAUUCGCGACCCUCGAUGUGACCUCGGUCGUCGAGUUCCGCUCUGAUUGUCUUGUCAGCGAAGCCGAGCUGUCUCCCGGUCUGCUUGCUCUUGGGUGUCUCAGCAAUGACAACCUCGUCACUAUUGAUACGAAACACUCAAUCAACGUGUGGGAUCCCUCUUAUCAUCCCGGCAAGGCCACCGGUGUUUCUGCGCGAAUCCCCAUUCCCGGCCAGGGUGAGCCCAUCAUCGGGGUUCAAUGUCUCUCCUCGCCGAACCCUGCCAGCGCAUCGUUUAUGACGUGUCGAGAGGGAGACCUUGGCGCGGAGUCGGCGGACCUCGAUAACCAAGUGACUGUGGUCGAGUCCACCAAAUCUGGCAGCACCAUUGUCUACGCGGAUAAGUUGGGUGUUUUGAGGGCCGUGGACUUCGCAACAAAGGAGUACAUUCUCGACACCAAGGCGCAUUCGUGCGAUUGCCAAGCUAUCACUAUAUUUGAGGACAAUGGCCGCCUCAUCAUGGCCUCUUGCGGAAGAGACCGCACAGUCCAGCUCUUUCACCGACCCACCCUUACCGCCCCCAUUGAGCACUUCCAAACCCUCGAAUUUGCCGCCAAGGUUGUCAAGGUCGUCAUUACCGAGGACCGGAUUUUCACCUGUUCGCUGGACCGCACGCUGCAGGUUCACGACAUUGUAACCAAGGAGGGCCAGCCGGAGGUCAUGGCCGCGAUCCCCUCGCGUGUUAUAACACUUAAAUCAUCACCCACAUGUAUGACGAUGGGACCCACUGACGAAUCCAUCUUUGUAUCCCUGCUUGAUCGAUCAGUCUGCCAGUAUGACAUCCUGACGGGCCGUUUGAUCAAGUCCUUCAAAUGCACCGACGAAAGCGGUAUCGAGUCCGCCGUUCUCGAUUCUCUCGUCAUGGGCAAAUCUCCGACCAAAGACUUCCUCCUCGGAGUCUCCAACACGGAUAAGUCGGUGCGCCUAUACGACUCCAUGACAGGCUCCUUCUUGGACCGUGAAUGGGGCCACACCGAAGCCAUCAACGGCAUUGCCCUCGUCGAGGAUACCGACGGCAGUCGCAAAGUCUACGAUUGCGGAAGACACGCCAUCAAGGAGGACCUCUUCUUCUCGAUCAGGGUCACCACCGCCGAGCCCCAAAACGCGCGUCACCAGACGGCCCUCACUCCCGGCUCUGAGCAUCGCCGCGAGGAAGAAAAGUUCGCCGAAUCUGCGGUCGUUUGGGUCCCUCAGCAUGGCCACGGAGCAGACGUGUCGCACGAGUUGCGGCUCACGGCCACCGCCCUCGGCGACCGCGCGGUAAGGAGCAAGACUUUGGACGAGACCAUCCUGAGCGGCCUUCUAGACCAAUAUUCGGAAAGAUUGGCGACGUUGCUCGACGAGAAGCUGAGGCUUAGCUUCCCUCCCCGUAUCGAGAAGGACGACGACUCUGACGAGGCGACCCUUAUGACCUCGGAUAUCGAGAGACCAAAGACAUCUGCGGGCGAAACCACCACGGCCUCGCCCUAA